Molecule: messenger RNA, 911 nt
Organism: Puntigrus tetrazona (Sumatra barb)
Lineage: Eukaryota; Metazoa; Chordata; Actinopteri; Cypriniformes; Cyprinidae
Exons: 6
Coding region: 114-911 (265 amino acids)
Biological process (GO): cell surface receptor signaling pathway
Molecular function (GO): transmembrane signaling receptor activity
Source: RefSeq, a predicted model, not a curated record
GACUAUUAUAGAUACUGCCACUGUCUGCUCAAACUAGUGCAGUGACCCUGUAACAAUAAAUUGGUUGCAAGUCACGAGAAACUCAAUUAUCUUGUGGAGUGCAAGAAAAGUCAAUGAAACCUUGCUCAGCAGCCAUGGUUGGUGCGUUUCUCCUUGCGUAUAUCAUCAUGGAUCUACUCCUUAAAUGUGAAGCUCAAGAAAUUCAUCAAGCUAAGAUUUUUAGUGAAAAUAAAGAAGUACCAGAAGGUGGUAGACUGGAGGUUACUUGCAGCACAUUUGGUUUUAUAGGAAAGGCAGUUUAUUUAUAUCUGUGUAAAAACGGUAAAGCUAUUGAAAUGAAAAACGGUCGCACUCAAGACACCACCUUUAAAAUAGAGAAAAUAGCAAUGAACCAUUCAGGCAACUACAGCUGUGUGUUUUCAGAAGAGCGGCUGCAAAUAAACAAAGUGACGGGAUACGGUCAUAAUUACAUCUUCAUAAAUGUGAUUGAGUCUUUUAUUUAUACGCAGAUACAUUUGCUCAAGUCUCAGGUGCCAGUGGGAAGUAAUGCUGAAUUCAACUGUACAACAUCCAGUCCUUUACGCAACAAACAGUCCAGGAACAUGAUCUUGGUUUAUCUAAUCAAAAAUGGAAAUCCUGUUAAAGUUAAUAUUUGGGACAAAGAGAAGACGAUGACAACAUUCACUCUCAGAGAGGUCCAGAUGGAAGAUGCUGGGACGUACAGUUGUGUUGUAUUGUUAAAUAUACUCCCUUACCACGAAAUGAAAAUUCAUCAAAAUAUUAAAGUUGAUCUUCAUGUAACUGCAACAUCUCACAGCGGUUUAAUUGUCAUAAUGGGCUCUGUCACAGCGUUACUUCUCAGUCUGUUUCUGGGAAUCUGGGCACUGAUCCAAAGACGAGAUGAAGAAUAA